UUGUAGAAAUCUGUUAUAAUUUAAGUUUUUAGCUCAAAACUAAUUAGAUACAUGAUAUAAUGAGCCUUUAGGACAUUUCUUGUAUCCUAGUCACUCAGAAUAUGAAUCAUGAAGGGCUUUAGUCUGUGAAAGGAGUGUCUCUUAGAAUAUAAGAGUCCUUCAGCAUGUUUUGCCAAUACAAACAGCAUUUGCAAUCUGUUUUAGGGAAGAGUUUAGGGUCAUAGCCGUAAUAUUUCACAGUUUUCUUCCUCCCUUCUUUCUUCGCUGAUGGUCUAUACACUUUUCUUGAGAUGUUCAGCUUUGUUGUCUUGGAAUUUAGUAGAAGACUCUGGGUAUUGAGGGAUGAUAAGGGCUCAUUUCAGGCCUUUAUAGUCACAUCCUUUAACUUUUGAGUCUCUGAUUUCCUUUCAAUUUCUUUUUGAAGAUUUCUGAACUGAUUCUUGGUAGUAAAUCCAAUGAAUGGUUCAUUAGUUAGAUCUCCAAAACUAAAUUCUCUCUUGAGUCCUGGCUCUGUGCUAAUUUUAGGGUGUUGUUUUGUAGUUAUUGGUUCAGAGGCCAAUGCUUCUUCAGUGUCCUCCGAUCCAUCAAAGUCAUCGCUAUCGGACAGUGUAGGCCCAGGAGGAUAGUCUUGAAACUUUUCAGAUUUCAGUAAAUUUUUGAUUCUUUUGUUCUUGAUCGUGGAUUUAAUGCUUGUGAAGGCAGAUUUGUGCUCAAGCAGGUAUUUUGUAGUACCAUUGUCGUUUCUGACAAGGAUCCUGAACUUGAGAUCUUCUUCUGAAUCUUCGAAAUUCUUUGGCAUU
Messenger RNA from Moneuplotes crassus, 800 nucleotides. The record is from the annotation of a GenBank genome assembly. NCBI's taxonomy places the organism in Eukaryota, Ciliophora, Spirotrichea, Euplotida, Euplotidae.